CCACUGAACGAGCAGGGGUAACUCGGGCUAAAUGUGUUUCCAUGCCCGCGAGGGGAUCCCCGCCGCACGUGGAGGAGCAGUGUGCUGCCUCAUCGAGGUCCAUGUACGAGUGCGGCCGUAGCAAGCAAGAAUGGCAAUCCUGAGCCGCUGCUGCUUUGUGUGCAGUGUCCGCGACGGAACGCUCCUCAUAGGAAUCACCUGCAUCGUCUGUCGUGUGUUGGCAUCUGUCGCUUGUGUGGUGCUGCUAGCAUCGUACGCGCAGGAGAACCAUGCAGAGCAAGGAGGGACGGUCAGAUACAAUCUGACAUCUCUGAAGUUGCUGCUGCCAGACAACCUGCUUGUCGUGCUAUUCAGUGGAUUCUUGGUCAUCGGCUUAGUAAAGAAUCGUCGCUACUACCUCAUCCCUUGGAUAGUGUGGGUGUCAGCGAGCUGCAUUAUUCUCAUCAUCCUGUGGUGCCUUCGGGCCAUCAUCGCCAUCAAGGAUCAGGUGCUGACUGAUAUCGCAUUGCUGGGAGCUGCCUUGGUCCUGUUCAGCUUGCAGGUUUACUUCAUACUGGUCGUCUUCUCGCAUUACCAGAACAUGAAGAGUUCGGCUCGCCAAUUAUCUGUUGUUAUAAAAAUGUGAACGGUUGAACGAAGAUCUGUACUGGGAAAUAAAUACACAAAUAAAGAAAUAA
Rhipicephalus sanguineus (brown dog tick) is the source of this 677-nucleotide messenger RNA. Its product is annotated as lysosomal-associated transmembrane protein 4B. The coding region runs from base 131 to 625 and encodes 164 amino acids. The transcript has 6 exons. NCBI's taxonomy places the organism in Eukaryota, Metazoa, Arthropoda, Arachnida, Ixodida, Ixodidae. The record is from RefSeq and is a predicted model, not a curated record.